Dama dama (fallow deer) is the source of this 5365-nucleotide messenger RNA. RefSeq names its product zinc finger protein 467 (gene ZNF467). Lineage: Eukaryota; Metazoa; Chordata; Mammalia; Artiodactyla; Cervidae. The record is from RefSeq and is a predicted model, not a curated record. Bases 375 to 2147 code for a protein of 590 amino acids. Gene Ontology annotation, molecular function: RNA polymerase II cis-regulatory region sequence-specific DNA binding; DNA-binding transcription activator activity, RNA polymerase II-specific. Gene Ontology annotation, biological process: regulation of transcription by RNA polymerase II. The transcript is spliced from 6 exons. Gene Ontology annotation, cellular component: nucleus.
UCCCCUGCUCCCUCUCCCUCCGCGUUGUCUCCUCUCCGCCUCCCCGCGAAGUUUCGGGGCUGUCAGUCUGUCAAGUCUCCGGGGCCGUCUGCACCCGAGCUGCAGAGCCCGCGAGGGGGAGCAGGAGAACCCGGCGCCCUGGUCGGAGCCGCGUCGGGGCCCGUCCCGGCCGCACCCGCAGCCGCCGCCCGCGCCGCGCAGGCUGGCUCCUGUUUCACCAGCUCCUGCGAUGACAACUGGAGUGCCGAAGAGACGAAGUUUCCCGCUCCCCAGCUCAGGUCUCCCACUCUCCACCCUCUCCCCAGAGAGUCGGUGGAUUCCUGACCCCCCAGGGUCCGUGGCCGGAUCCCCAGGAGGAGUCACCCUGGGUUGCCAUGAGAGAGAACUUGGAGGCCCUCAGCUCCCUGGGACUCUCUGUGGGACAGCCGGAGAUGACCCCCCAAAGUGAGCCUGGGGAAGGGUCCCAUGACGCCCAGGAGCGCAUGUCCCCUCCCCGAGAAGAGAGAGUGCUGGGUACAUGCUCAGGGCACGAGGCCCCCAGACCGGAGAAAGGUGCCCACAGGGAACAAGCUGAAGCUCCCUGCAGAGGAGGCCAGGUGUGUGCACCACGCAAGCCUGAGCCCAUGGGCUCCUGCCCAGGGGAUGAAUGGAUGAUUCGGAAGGUGAAGGUAGAGAAGGAGGAGGAUCGGGAGGCCCACGAGGAGGCAGAAUGGCCCCAGCAUCUGGCAUUACGCCCCAGCCCCUUUCCCCCGCCGGACCUGGGGUCUCUGGCCGCCGCGUAUAAGCUGGAGCCGGGGGCCCCAGGGACACUGGGUGGGCUCGCCCUGGCCGGGUGGGUCCCGACCGCCUCGGAGAAGCCCUACGGCUGCGGGGAGUGCGAGCGGCGGUUCCGGGACCAGCUGACCCUGCGGCUACACCAGCGGCUGCACCGCGGCGAGGGCCCGUGCGCCUGCCCCGACUGCGGCCGCAGCUUCACGCAGCGCGCGCACCUGCUGCUGCACCAACGCAGCCACCGCGGCGAGCGGCCCUUCCCCUGCUCGGAGUGCGACAAGCGCUUCAGCAAGAAGGCGCACCUGACCCGCCACCUGCGCACGCACACCGGCGAGCGGCCCUACCCGUGUGCCGAGUGCGGCAAGCGCUUCAGCCAGAAGAUCCACCUGGGCUCGCACCAGAAGACGCACACGGGCGAGCGGCCCUUCCCCUGCCCCGAGUGCGAGAAGCGCUUCCGCAAAAAGACGCACCUGAUCCGCCACCAGCGCAUCCACACGGGCGAGAGGCCCUACCAGUGCGCGCAGUGCGCCCGCAGCUUCACGCACAAGCAGCACUUGGUGAGGCACCAGAGGGUGCACGCGGCGGCCGGCCGCACCCCGCCCUCUCCCGACGCGCCCGCCUCGCCCACGUCCCCUGCCCCGUCCCCCACCCCCUCCCCUGCCGGCCCCAAGCCUUUCGCCUGCUCCCACUGCGGCCUGAGCUUCGGCUGGAAGAAGAACCUCGCCACGCACCAGCGCCUGCACAGCGGCGAGGGGCGCCCUUUCGGGUGCGACGAGUGCGCUCUAGGCGCCCCUGUGGACCCCGCGGCCCCCGAGCCCUUGGCCUGCGCGCCCCGAGGCACACCGGCGCUCCCGGGCGCUCCGGCCGGCGAGCGGUCCUUCCUCUGCCCCGAGUGCGGGCGCAGCUUCGCCCACGGGCAACACCUGGCGCGACAGCGGCGGGUCCACACGGGCGAGCGGCCCCUCGCCUGCGCGCAGUGCGGCCGCCGCUUCGGCUCGCGGCCCAACCUGGUGGCCCACUCCCGGGCGCACAGCGGCGCCAGGCCCUUCGCCUGCGCGCAGUGCGGCCGCCGCUUCAGCCGCAAGUCGCACCUGGGCCGCCACCAGGCGGUGCACACGGGCAGUCGGCCCCACGCCUGCGCCGUGUGCGCCCGCAGCUUCAGCUCCAAGACCAACCUGGUCCGCCACCAGGCGGUGCACACGGGCUCCCGCCCCUUCCCCUGCCCGCAGUGCGGCAAGAGCUUCAGCCGCAAGACCCACCUGGUGCGACACCAGCGCGUCCAUGGAGGAGCCGCCCACCCGGCCUCCGGAGCUGACCUCUCGAGCCCAGCCUGGCCCACGCCCACCGACGUGGCCGCACCCGCGCUCUUCUUCUGAGCUUCGUUCUAGCCCGGACCCGGGCUUUCCCUACGUUUGCUCCCUGGUUCCAGAGACCCAUGCCGGACAUCUCCUGGGCACCGUGGCCUGGAUUGCCCGUGGCCAUUUUCCUCUCUUCUCCAUCCUGCGGGGGGAAAGCCUGGAAAGGAUACCCGGCUUUGACCUUCUGUGUCAGAGACAGGGCUAAGAGUAAACCCUUGAUGGGAACAGUUUAGGCCUGAGUCCUUGGAAAUCUCCCACUAAGAGACCCCAUGGAAAGAUGAUGUUUCCUGGACCACUCCCAACGGAGGACUGAGUCAGGAACCAAUACAGAGGCAGGGAAAGAAUGGCGAUCUGUAUACUGAAAGUUUCAUUAAAAUUACAAUCCGAAGGUUCUGGGGCUGUGGAAUGAGUUGGGGAUGGAACCCCUGACUUUUCUCAGCCACCCUUUUCUGCCUUAGUCCACACACAGACACCCCUUCCCAUCCUAUCUGGGUGAGUUCAAUUUAGCCAGCUGCCAAUAAUGGGCUUUCUCAAAUCAAAAUAUGAUACAGCUAAUUACUGAAUCGCUCUCUUGCUCCUUUGACCUUAGCUCAAAUCUGACAAAGAGGAAACAUCAGUAUACAUUUCUCAUGCCAGGGGUCGAAGGUUUAACUGUAAGGAAGACGAAAAGAGAGGAAGCAGGGUGCCCCUGGCUGUUCCCAUGGAGACGGGGUGCCACCGAAGGCUUGGAGCUCCAGGGCUCUGCCUGGGUUUGCAGCUCUCCCAAGGGGAUCUCAGAAUAGCAGCCCCACCUGCCUCUCUGCCUGCAGCAGGGGGAAGGAUGUGAGUGACAGAUGAAGUUUCCCGUUAAGUUCUCUUUAUGAUGGCGACUUGAUCCAGACAUCUCUAGCUGAGCUGCCCCAGCCGAGGCUGACAGGAGAGCUGACUGACCGGGAACGGUAGGAUGAUGGGGGGGUGUGUUGGACUUGGAGUGAGAAGUCUUACACUUGACUUUUCCUCAGUCUCUUUAGGACUUGGAGCAGAGCCCUUCGUUUUCCUGGGUCUCUGCUUUCUCCUUACACUAAGAUUGUUGAUGUUGAUGAGGGCUGAGGCUUUUUUCCAAUUCUAACGUCACCAUCAGCAAGAUAGCACUCGUGGUGAAGAAUCUGCCUGCCAGUGCAGGAGACAUGAGACAUGGGUUCAAUCCUUGUGUAGGGAAGAUCCCCUGGAGGAGGAAAUGGCAACCCACUCCAGUAUUCUUGCCUGGAGAAUCCCAUGGACAGAGGAGCCUGGUGGGUUACAGUCAUAGGGUCACAAAGAAGCAACUUAGCACAAAGGUUUCAGAAUAAACUUAGCAAAUAUUUACUGGGUGCCAACAUUGUGCCAGAGGAUGAGAUGGUUGGAUGGCAUCACCGACUCAGUGGACAUGAGUUUGAGUAAGCUUGGGAAGUUGGUGAUGGACAGGGAAGCCUGGCGUGCUGCAGUCCAUGGAGUCCCUAAGAGUCGGACACGACUGAACUGAACUGAACUACUUUGUGCCAAGUCUUGCACUAGGCAUGGGCAACAACAGUAAGCAAGAACUUACAGGAAACAGGAGGAUUGUAGGGCUAGGGCCAGCACAGAGGGCUUUGCGAGUGGCACCCAAAAUCUAGGAAAAGUCAAGGGAGGUUCACAGGUUGAAGACACCUCUAAAGUGAGCCCUGAAGGAUGGGCGCACAUAGCAAGUGACUAACUCCUCCUCCUGGUCCUUUUCUUGGGUUCCUACCUCCUUCUUAUCCUGGUCUUGUAACCCCAGUUGCUUUAAAUAUGCAAGACCUGGGAGACCUUAACUGGAAGCUAGCUGCACAGACAUUCUGAUGACUGUUGUGCUGGGGGAGGUGGAGAAAGGUGAAGAGCCAGGCUGCCCUCCUGAGUCAGAGCACAGAGCAUAGCUCCUCAUACCUGCCUGGGGCUUUGAGACUAUCUCUGUGGCUCAGCGGGCUCCUUCAAGCACCCACACCGGUGAAGAGGCAUCCACCAUUCCUAAGUUGUUGCCUUCCCACUUUGAGGAGGAGAGGAGAUGGUCAGCUAAGGAGCCAACCUGCUGUGCUUUAAAUAUAGUUUCCCCCAGUAUCUGAAAGUAGAGCGUUCCUAUAAAAUACAGCCCAAAUUCACAAUAACUACUAUUAUUAUCACCAUUUUAUAGAUGUGGAAACUGAGUACAGAGCAAUUAGGUCAUUUGAACAAGGUCAUUCCUUCCUUCCUUCAUUCAACAAACAUGCACUGAGUACCUACUUGUGUGUCCAGCAUUGUGAGAUGCUGGCAAUAGGAAUACUCUUUAUAAACUAAAAUGUGUUCAAUACUUACUCUUCACUGCUGCUGCUAAGUCGCUCCAGUCGUGUCUGACCCUGGGCAACCCCAUAGACGGCAGCCCACCAGGCUCCCCCGUCCCUGGGAUUCUCCAGGCAAGAACACUGGAGUGGGUUGCCAUUUUCUUCUCCAAUGCAUGGAAGUGAAAAGGGAAAUUGAAGUCGCUCAGUUGUGUCCGACUCCUAGCGACCCCAUGGACUGCAGCCUACCAGGCUCCUCUGUCCAUGGGAUUUUCCAGGCAAGAGUACUGGAGUGGGUUGCCAUUGCCUUCUCCAUGCUCUCUUCACUAAGUACACUCAGUAAAGGGUACUUAGUACACUAAGUAAAGCCCUAAGUGAAUCAAAGGCUUUACAAGUGUUGCCCUGUUUUUCUUCCCACCAUCCUGUGGGUGGGCAUCCUUGUCCUUGGUCAAGUUUUUCUCAUGAGGUAAAAGAAGCUCAGAGCGUCCAAGUAACUUACACAAGUGACACAGAAUAUGUGAUGAAAGCAAUGCAGUGGUUUGCUUCGAGAGCCUGUGCUUUAAAAAAAAAUUGGGGGGACUUCCCUGGUGGUCCAGGUGGCUCGGGAGGUAAAGAAAUCUGCUUGCAGUGUGGGAAACUGGGGUUUGAUCCCUGGAUCAGGGAGAUCCCCUGGAGAGGAAAUUGCUACCCACACCAGCAUUCUUGCCUGGAGAAUCCCAUGGGAGAGGAGCUUGGUGGGCUACAGUCCAUGGGGGCAAAGAGUCGGACAUGACUGAGUGACUAACACUGGUGGUCCAGUGGUUAAGACUUCGCCUUCCAGCGCAGGGGGUGUGUGUUUAAUCCCUCUGCUCAGGGAUCUAUGCUCCCACAUGCUUCAGGACAAAAAAAAAAACAACAUAAAAUAGAAGCAAUAUUGUAUUUAUAACAAAUUCAAUAAAGACUUUUAAA